AAGAUGAAGAAAUGAAGUUGAUGGAUGGAUGGAGUUUGUGGGGGGAACUCAAGAAAGUGCUUUUUACCUUUCCAGUACUUGAAGGAAAUUUCUGCUUCCGGAACGAUUGGAUGUCAGUCAAACGGUUAAAGUUCAAAGUUCAAAGUAAACAUAUGAUCAAAGUACAUCUAAGUUCAAAGUUCAUACAGUGUAUGUUGCCAUUUAAUACUUGAGAUUCAUAUUAUUGCAGGCACUCAGAGUAGAAUACAGAAGUACAACAGAAUCAAUGACAAGCUAUACACAACUAAAGACUAACAAACAACCAAUGUGCAAAAUAAGCCACACUGUGCAUAUAAUUAAAAAAUGCAAAAAAUAAAUAAUACUGAGAACAUGAGUUGUAGAGACCUUGAAGUGGGUCCACAGAUUGUGAAGAUGGGUAAAAUUACCCCCGCUAGUUCAGGUGCCUGAUGAUCGAAUAGUAUUAAGCUGUUCAUGAAACCGAUGGUGUGGGAGCUAUGACCACUAGACCGCCUUCCCAUUGGCCAUAGCGAACAGAGACUUGGCCUGGAUGGUGGGGGCUCUUGAUGAUGGAGGCUGCUUUCUUGUGACAGUGCUCCUUGUAGAUAUGCUCAGUAAUGAGAAGGGAUUUUCCUUCGAUGGACUGGAAUGCAUCUACCAAUUUUGGUAGGAUUUUCUUUUCUUGGGCAUUGGUGUGUCCAUACCAUGCCUUGAUGCAGGAUACUCUCCACUGGGCAUCUAUCGAAGCUUGUCAACAUUUUAGAUGACAUGCUGAAUCUAUGCAAACUUCUAUGAAAGUAGAGGCGUUGUUGUGACUUCUUUUCAAUAGGACAGACACUCUAAUAUUUUAAUACCAAGGAAUUUUAAGUUACUGACAUUCUCAAUCUCUGAUCCCUUAUGGCUCAUGGAUUUUCAGCUUCUUCAGCUUUUUGGUUUUGCUGACGAUGAGUGAGAGGUUGUUAGAAACCUAGAAACAUAGAAAACCUACAGAACAAUACAGGCCCUUCAGCCCACAAGGUUGUGCCGAACAUGUCCCUACCUUAGAAAUUACUAGGCUUACCUGUAGCCCUCUAUUUUUCUAAGCUCCAUGUACCUAUCCGAAAGACUCUUAAAAGACUCUAUUGUAUCCACUUCCACCACCAUCGCUGGCAGCCCAUUCCACACACUCACCACUCUCUGAGUAAAAAACUUACCCCAGAUAUCUCCUCUGUACCUACUCCCCAGCACCUUAAACCUGUGUCUUCUUGUGGCAACCAUUUUAGCCCUGGGAAAAAGCCUCUGACUAUCCACACGAUCAACGCCUCUCAACAUCUUAUACACCUCUAUCAGGUGCUACUACAUGCCUCCAGCAACAAUUAAUAUAGAAUUGAGACAGGUUUUUUAUAAUCAAAUAAACAAUUUAUUAAACUCUGCUCAAUAAAAAUGAAAAGUAAACAAAUGACUAACUUAACAGGAAGUUAACUGCUAUACGGCAACUCGAACAGUUCUUGAAGUGGUAAAUGUGAAUACAGACUUAAAAUGGUAAAUACGAAAGUCCAAGUGAUUUAUACAGUCAAUUAGGAGAGCAUUUCCUGAAGUAACGAUUUCCUCAACAACGUGACGUUACUGCUGAUCCUAGUUGAAAUAUGCCUUGCCUGAAAGAUUCAUGACGAAGGAAAUAAAAACAGCUUAAAUGAACUGUCCUUUUUCUUGGCGAAUAGCACUGCACAACCCCUUCUGCUCUUACAGGCAAGGGUUAUCUCAGAUGCAGGUCACUAUUUCCUUAACGAAGAUCCAACAAGGUUGAUCCUGUAUUAAACCACUGAACUUUACUCGAUUCUUCGGGUUCCCAUACUUCGGUAAUAUCUUCACUCUCCAAUACUUAGACUUUAAAGUUAAGUCAAAGAUACUUCAAACCUAACUGGUAGUGAUUAGCAAAAACUGCCGGCACACCGAUUCUGUACCUUAUAGUAAAAAGUAAAACUCCAUUUUAAAACAAAACUGCGUCAUGAGACCAAAUAGGCAGCAUAACAGAGUAACUGAUGAAUUUAACAACAUCUCAAAACACAAAACUCCUGCAUCACAAAGCAGGCUUUCCAGUUUUAUACCCCUGUUAAGAACAAGUCAUCACGUGACCACUCUCUGGUGGGAAAUUACAUCACCCCACCAUCACAAGACCAUUACAUCAUCCUCACCAGAUACUCAAUUACGUCAUUGUCAUAAGACAGUCACAAGAUACUCACGGGGUACGUAACCUCUCAUCCUCCAUCACUCCAAGGAGAAAAGGCCGAGUUCACUUAACCUAUUCUCAUAAGACAUGUUCCCCAUUCUAGGCAACAUCCUUGUAAAUCUCCUCUGCACCCUUUCUAUGGCUUCCACAUCCUUCCUGUAGUGAGGUGACCAGAACUGAGCACAGUACUCCAAGUGGGGUCUGACCAGGGUCCUAUAUAGCUGCAACAUUACCUCUCGGCUCCUAAAUUCAAUUCCACGAUUGAUGAAGGCCAAUACACUGUACGCCUUCUUAACCACAGAGUCAACCUGCGCAGCUGCUUUGAGCGUCCUAUGGACUUGGUCCCCAAGAUCCCUCUGAUCAUCCACACUGACAAGGGUCUUACCAUUAAUACUAUAUUCUGCCAUCAUAUUUGACCUAGCAAAAUGAACCACUUUACACUUAUCUGGGUUGAACUCCAUCUGCCACUUCUCAGCUCACUUUUGCAUCCUAUCAAUGUCCCGCUGUAACCUCUGACAGCCCUCCACACUAUCCACAACACCUCCAAACUUAGUGUCAUCAGCAAACUUACUAACCCAUCCCUCCACUUCCUCAUCCAGGUCAUUUAUAAAAAUCACGAAGAGUAAGGGUCCCAGAACAGAUCCCUGAGGCACUCCACUGGUGACCAACCUCCAUGCAGAUUAUGACCCGUCUACAACCACUGUGGGCAAGCUAGUUCUCGAUCCACAAAGCAAUAUCCCCUUGGAUCCCAUGCCUCCUUACUUUCUUCAUAAGCUUUGCAUGGGGUACCUUAUCAAAUGUCUUGCUGAAAUCCAUAUACACAAUGUCUACUGCUCUUUCUUUAUCAAUAUGGUUACUCACAUCCUCAAAAAAUUCAAUCAGGCUCGUAAGGCACGAUCUGCCCUUGACAAAACCAUGCUGAGUAUUCCUAAUCAUAUCUCCAAAUGUUCAUAAAUCCUGCCUCUCAGGAUCUUCUCCAUCAACUUACCAACCACUGACGUAAAACUCACUGGUCCAUAAUUUCCUGGUCUAUCUCUACUCUCUUUCUUCAAUAAAGGAACAACAUUCGUAACUCUCCAACCCUCUGGAAUCUCUCCCGUCCUUUGUUGUCAUGACAUCAUUCAACCAGAUCACAAUCUCCCUCCUAUAUGCCGAUUCGUCACCACAUUUGCAUUGGCCAACAACAGUGGUGUCAUCAGCAAUAUGGCAUUGGAACUGUGCUUAGCCUCACAGUCAUAUGUAUAAAAUGAGUAGAGCAGAGUGCUAAGCGCACAGCACAUGGUGCACCUGUGAUGAUGGUGAUUAUGGAAAAUAAAUGAAUGCCAAAUCAAUAUGACUAUGAUUUAAGUUCAGAGAAAUGUAGUGGUGAAGUGGAGCUGGGUGAUGUCAGUACAAAUGAGAAAGAGACAUUGGCCAAGAAAUUCUAAUGUACAAUUCUAUGGGAAGUGGGUUCAGAGGUAACUUAAUCAAAAUUCCAGUAUCGUAAGAGCUUUAAUGUUUAGAUGAAAAUAAAAUAUUACCAUCUGAUGUGAAGGAAAACCUGGUGACCAUAAUUGCAAGAUUGUCAGCAGAUCCCUUGGGUGGUCAAAGUCUCAAGGAUUGGGAUGUGGGUUUCAUAUUGCUUUUGUUUUGUAAGAAAAAACAAAUCUUUUUCAUUAUUGGGGAAAUCUCUAUCCUAAAUAUAACAUUUUAAACUGACUAGAGUGCUGGUUCUGAAUUUUGGAGCCUUGACUGUCUAGUUUGAAACUUAAUUGAAGUUAAAUGGUCUACAAUAUAAUGAUAAAACUGAUUAACACACACAAAAUGCUGGAGGAACUCAGCAGGCCAAGACCUCCUCCAGCAUUCUGUGUGUGUUGCUCGGAUUUCCAGCAUCUGUAGAUUUUCCCUUGUUUAUUAGGUGUGAUUGAGAUUUGUGGGCAUUCUCUAUCACAAUCCCAUUCAAAAUUCGGAAAGGAUUUGAAUGGUGGGGUGUUCUUCUGCCCCUCAGAUACCCAUUUUAUAAAUUAAAUGACAACGGAAUGGAAAUCCUAAUGUGUAGUACAACAUUUUUGUGCUUUACACAAUGGAACUUCUUGUACUUUGUGCAACAGUGGGACACAUAUUGAAACUACAUUUGUAUUACUUUAGAGUGUGCUUGUCAUGCACAGUGGUGUUAAAUGGCAUGAAAUACCAGCUAUAGAUUACUUCCAUGUAAUACUACCAGGCUUGCGAAAGCUAUGAUUACUGUGGGCUCAGACUCUGAAGUAGGAAUUAGUCGAGGUGUGAAUGUAUGUAUUCCUAGACUUAACUCUGUCUGGUCAUUUCAGGAGUCAAAGACAUCUAUCUUUCUCCAGGAAGAUACAUCAGUAUUUUAAUGGUCGCUAAGAUGGCAGUGCCUAGGAUGCAGCAGCCACUCAGGGUCCAACCAAAUGAGUAACUGUUCGCCCUUUACAUCUUGUCUCAUGUUCGCAAGACAAUGCUGGAUAUUAAGAAAAUCAAAUAUUGCAGGUCUACCCAUCAGUGUGUUGUUCGAUAGUGAUGGAACUGAACUUACUGCAUAGCAUUGUUGUAUGGUUACCUGAACUUGUUGCAUACUGCUGUUGUGCCAAGGCAGUGUGCAGUCCAACAAAUGAUGUAAAUGAUUGCUUUGGAUGUUAUUCUUAUGAUUGCAUGACCCUUUUGGACAUUGGUAAUGUGGAAUACUGUAAAUCCAAUUUCCAGUUUCCUUGGUGAAAUCAAUGGUGGGUUAUCUGCAUUGCCUCCGUUGUGGUGCAGACUAGUCCCUUAUGUCACAGGGUCACCCAAAGGUGGAGAUGCCUGAGGUCAUAUGGGAGAGAGCAGAAGCCUUGUGCAUGCACUGGAAUCCAUGCUAGGUUGUGGUUUGGCUCCUCCCGCUGGUGCUGUUCCCUAGUCUUGCUCAAUGCUGUCCUCCAGUGUUUGCUCAGUGGAGAAACAAAAUGGAGCAGGACAACAUCAAGCUACAGACCAUGCCACUUGGAGACUUAGGCCAUAUUAUUUUUUUUGCGACUUUAUGGCUGCCUGCUAUCAUAACCAUGUGUGAUGUGUACUGUGUGCUGUUGGUAAUCUGUUUUACUCCUUGGCUCCAGAGGAACACUGUUUCUUUUGGUUAUAUUCAUGUAGAAUGACAAUGGAACUCAAACUUGAACUUGACGUUGAACUUUUACUCAGGGAAAUGGAAUCAAAAACUUGAUAGCAUUGAUAUAAGGUGAAAGAGAAAGAUUUUAAAGAGACCCGGGGGCAACUUCUCUUCACACAGAGGGUGGUGUGUUUAUGGUAUGAGCUGCCAGAGCAAGCUGUUGAAGGCUGUUUAGAACACAUUUAUAUAACAGUAGGAAAUGUUGAGAGGGAGAUGGGAGAAAAACAGGCAAAUGUGAAAAGCUUAGGUGGUCAUCUUAGUUGGCAUGGAACGAUUAGACUGAAGACACUGUUCUAUGAAUCUAAGACUCUGUUAAUAAAGUCACUACCCCAAACCAAUCUCCCAAAUGCUAAACCAGCUGACCAUCCACCCCUAGUAAUUUUUCUCCAUCAUUACCAACCCAAUAUCUAAAGCUCUACCCUCUCAUCUCCAGUGGUACUCCCACUUUUCACCUCUUCCCACUGCGCUUGUGUCAUUCAUGUCCCCAUGUUCCUAAUUCUCUCACAGCCUGACCCUCUCAGGCCACUCAUACCCACACAGUCGUCCUUCCGAUAAAUGGCCCUACACCACACACACACACACACACACACACACACACACACACACACACACACACACACACACACACACACACACACACACACACACACACACACACACACACACCUCCACUCCUUUCUUUCACUCUCCUAGGUUUUGGUGUGUUUUUGGGCCUAAACAUCCCUGGAGUCACAGUUAAUGCGGCCUCAGUUCCAACAGGUGGUGAUAUUGAACAGUUUUUGUAUCUUUAUAUUAAUUGAGGGAUAGAUAUGAGUCAGAUUUCUGAGGAAAGUGCCUCUGCUUUGAAGUGCUACCGUUAGAUCUUUAGUUAAUAUAUCAUUCACUGUUAGCAGUUGGUUUCAGCAAUUUGUUUGAGAUUAUUUAUACUAUUUUUUUCUCUGUGUGAUACUGCCAACUGUGUUUCCGUCUGCCAUUUCAUUGGAGUUUGAACAUAACUGAUAAUUAAAAAGUGGACUCAUCCCAUUCAGUAAGUCAUGGCAUGUGUGGACAAUUAUGUUCAGGAGAAAAACCACAGUUAUGAAAUCAAUUGUAAGAUUACAUGUUUUAUAAUCAGCAGUAGUUUCCAAAUUAGAGUCCAGUUGAUUUUUCAUUGUCGUUCCACCUUUCUUGACAACCAUCAAAGAAAAUUGCUUGUUUGUUUACGCGUGUAUAUUUUGGAUGCAGCUUUUUAUUUGAAUAAACAGACAUUUCAAUGCAGAAAUGAGGACUGUUCUCAUGUUACUCUAAACCAACAUGACCAAUAUCUUACUAAUUGUCAUUCAUCAGAUUGCAGUCACAGGAACCUAGGUUGCAUAAAAAUUCCUGUAGUGUUUGCCUUCAUACCACCAGGGAUUAAACUGAAAUGUAAGAAAGUAGUAAAAUGCUUUGGUAUCCUAAAGACAUGAAUAAGAAUACAGGAAUGUAUUUACAAAAGAUUAGUAUAGUGUAGGAUUAUGUUUCCCAGACUGUGAAUGUGCAGAGUCCUCAACAAAAUUAAUCUGUAGCUGAUUCCAUCCAGAAGUACAAUGAGAGCUUCAAGUUUACUUCUCUAUACUGCAAAGUAAUUUAAGCUUGUUUCUCUACCUCUUUCAGUUUCAUACCCCACAGCAGAUUGAACACACUGAGCAAAUGGCUUUCCAACUUGCUACCAUGGCCACAUGUUAGCUAAUUCUGUCCACUCAAAUGAUGUCCUCAUCUGUUGCCUUCAAUCAUCCCUCAAAACAAUCCUUGCCCCAUAUGUAAUCUGUUAUUCAUCCAAAAGACACUUACUCUUCUUUUCCCUCACAAAUUCAAGACCAGCUUUCCUAAAUGUCAGAGUAUGAAUCCUUUCAGUUGGAGGAAUCUGUCCGUGCAGCAUCAAAGUGGCUGCAAUUAAAUAAUAUCCUACUUAGUGUUGAUAAUGAUAAAUCAUCAGAUUUCAGACUGGUUCAUGAACCCAUGAACAUUAUCUCACCAUUUAGCUCUUAUUUUUGCACUUUUUAAAUAUAUUUCUUGUUGUAACGUAGUAUCAUGUUAUUUAUUGAACUGUCCUGCUGCCACCAAACAAUGAAUUUCUUGACAUAUGUCUGUGAUAAUAAACCUGGUUCCUAAAGAAGAGUCUCAGCCCAAAACAUUGACAGUUUAUUCAUUUCCAUAGAUGCUGCCUGACCUGCUAAGUUCCUCCAACACUUUGUGUGUGUUGAUUUGGAUUUCUCCAGACUUACUCAUGUUUAAAACCUGAUUCUGAUUCUAAUUAGCUUCCCAUCUUUAAAAUCUGUCUGGAUUACUUGAGAUGAUGAAAAAAAUAUCUUCCAUUGCCACCGCUCCAUUAUCCAAGUCAGUGGGGCAACACUUUUCUCGUUCUUUUCUUUAAAAAAUAUACCCUGUAAUAAUUCUAUCGCUGAUGUCUUUCAAAGUCUUGCCCGUUGAACUUUUCCCUUCUCAUCCACCUAAUUCACCUUGGUGAAGCCAUCUGAAAACACAUUUGGAAAGUUGCUAACGUCCUCUUUGCCUCCAACUGCAUCUGUAACCAGAAGAGAGCCAACUCUUCCAUCUAAAUAGUGGGUAAAUUGAGGCCAUUAUUUUUAUAGUCACUGACUAUUAUUCUGCCCAGCAGUUUGCUGAAUCUAUUCUAUCAGCAUUGGUAUCAAAGUGAGUCCAGGCAUAUGUUUAAAAACAUGUAUUUAUAGGAUUAUCACAACUGUCUUUUUCCAUCUCCAUUAUGUCAUCUGAUUCCAGCUCUAUUGCAACAACACGUCUGUGCACUUACCAGCUCUAGACUUGGCUCUUUAAGUGUUAUCCUUGUCCAGCUUCUCCCAUCUAAUCUCUAUAAAGCCCUUCCAGAUACUUGCUUAGUGAGUCUUUAAUGAGAGGCACCAUAUUUCAAUAAAGUCCCUUCUCACUCUCCUGAACUCCAGUAGAAAAAAACAUAGUCUAUCCAGGUUUCACCCUGAUGCAGCCCGCCCACUGGAGCUAUCACUCUAACUAUUUUCCCCUAAAUUGGUACAUAAGCAUCCUUUCUUAAACAAGGGUCUAUACAAUACUGGAUGUGCACAAUACUCCAGAUGUGGAGUUAUUUAUGGUAAAUUAGUCAAAUGGUAAAUUGGUUUAGAAUUGACACACAUACUGUGAUUUAGUGAAAAAGAAUUGUCUUGCACACCAUUCAUUAUAACAGUGCACUGAGGUAUUAUAAGGCAAAAACAAUAACAAUGCAGAAUAAAGUCACAGAGAAAGUGCAGUGCAGGUAAUGAGCUAGAUUGUGAGGUAAAGAGUCCAUCUUAUGAUAUUAAAGAACCAUUCAAUAGUCUUUUAUAACCGAAGUAUAACCUGUCUAUAUCCUUUGUAGCUUCCCUGUGUCCCCCUGUGUUCUUUUUAUAAUUUAUGUUCUUUUUGAUCUUUGUGCCAUUGCCAAAUUUGGCAGUCAUAUCUUAGGUGUCUUUUUCUAAGUAAUUCUUAUAAAUUGUCAGACAUUGAGGCCUCAGUACUGAUCAUGUAGCAUAUCACUCAUCUUGCUUAUAAUCAGGAGCCGUUUAUGCAUUCUCUCUGUCUUCUAGUGGACAGCUAAUCUUCAUCCAUGAUUAACAGGCUACCUCCUACACGAGGAGCUUUUAAUUUUAGCAAUGACCUUAGAAAUGACACCUCAUCAAGCUUCGACUGGAAAUAAAAUGCCUAUUACAGGAGUUCUCCGGGGUCCAUGGACCCCUUGCUUAUUGCUCCCAGCACUGACAGCCACAUCAUUGUACUCUCAGCUCCCUGGGCCUUCAUAAUUUUCCCCCUCGCACUUCCUGCCUCCACUCUUGUGAUGGCCUCUUUAGAAUUUGUUAGUAGUAGACUCUAACCCGAUCCUGAGCUGUCUUCUUUCAGUCAAGGCAACCUCUCUGAUAAAUUCCAUCCACCUUCUACGCCUUGCUUCCAUUUCCUCAAACCUCAGCUGCUUCUGCCAGAAUGUGUUUACAUGUUCUCCUGUGCUAGCUCUGCAAUAGUGAACUCUGAGGAGGGAAAGCCGAGUGUACACAAUGCUAAAUGCGAUUCUAUUAAUAUACUUCUUGCGGAUGGAAUAAUUUCCAACCAUGAGGCACAAAAUUUCUAUUUUGCAAAAAGUUAGAGAUUACUUCACCAGCCGAACAACAUUUUUCAUAGCUGCCAAAACUGAUCAGUAGUGUAUGGAUUAGAGCUGUUAGGACUGUUACGAAUGUGCCACAACUCUGAGGGGCCGAAGGGUACAAAAAGGGUUUCCUUUUUGAGAAUCGCAAGAUCGCUAUUAAUUCGGGUCUGGGACCCAGGAAAUGAGAGAGAAUCCACAAGGUUUGGAAUGUGUCCUGGCCUCAGUGAAACAAAAACCCCUGAUAACAGCUAUUGUCUCUUGGAGACGGAAUUGUGUAUUGAGUACUGUACUAUUCAUUGAAGCCCUCAGGGGACGACCAGAGUGGGCUGGUUGAGGGAUUGCAUCAUCCCAACCUGAUUGACAUCUGAGACCCUGUGAGUAAGGAUAAAAGAGGGUCUGGGGAACAACCCCUUCAGACGCACCAGGAGAAACACUGGAAAUCCAGUGACAGCGUUUUAUAGCAAAAGCCAGUGGGGCCCGUGUGCGUCCUCCCUUGCCUGGGUUGGCGGGCUCACCAUGGAAGAACGGCUUAGCUAAAGGAGAGGCCACAAGUGAACGGCCACACCAACAAGACUCUGACGGAUCAAAAUCAUAAAAAAGAAAGCCAGCAAGUUUCUCCAAAUCUCUCUCUCUCUCCAACCAAAGGCUGCAGCCUGCAUGAACUGAAUGACUUUUAUAUUUCCAUCGGACAAUACAUUAUCCCCUAGACAAUGAUAGAGCUAUUUCUUAUUGAUUAUUAUUAUACCCGCACUUCUAGAUUUAGUAUUGACGACGUAUAUUAUCUGUAUGUUUGCUUUGAUAUUAUUUUUGUGUAUUUUUAUUAAUAAAUACUGUUAAAAAUAGUACCAUCAGACUUCAACGGACCUCUCUAUCUUUGUUGGUAAGUGACCCAGUUACAGGGUUCGAAACAAAGUGGGGGCCUCGUCUCAAGAUUUGAUACCAAAUUGGAGGGCCAGUGAAUCAGGCUUGUAAGUCCAAAUGUGGGUCUGGUUGCGUGGGUAACCAGAUGGGAAACCAGUAAAGAUGGACGUGGUGAAUUUAUAGAAAACCCGACUCUGGAGGUGCUAGAGGCAACCACAAAGUCGGACUUGAUAAACAUUGCAAAAGGACUAAAUCUCGCAGAGGUGAGGUUGUCGAUGAAAAAGCGGGAGGUGAGGAGGGCCAUAACUCAGUAUUAUAUUGUGAAGAAUGUGUUUUUGGCUGACGUAUUGGAAAAUAUCCCUGAAAAGGUACCUGCUAGUGGGACAGCUCAGUUGGAGAAAUUGAGGCUGGAUGCGGAACAGAGGAAGAAGGAGCAUGAGGUCCAGCUAAAGGAGUUAGAGGUGAAAAGGGAGAAGGAAAGAGCUGAAAAAGAGCAGGACAGAGCUGAGAAGCAGAGAAGGCAUGAGAGUAAGUUAAAACAGCUGGAAGCAGCUGAAAAGGAGAAAGAAAGGAGCGAAAAAGAAAAGGAAAGGGUCAAAAAGUUGAAGGAAAGAGCUGAGAAGGAGAGGGAGAGAGCUGAGAAGGAGAGAGUAUGAGGAGAAAGAGAAACAGAGGCAACAUGACUUGGACAUGGAGAAGUUAAGGCAAGAACGAAGAGCUCAAGGGUCAGACCGAGAGGAGCAGUUUAAUGUUAGUUGGGAGUUGAGGGUAGUACCUUCGUUCGAGGAGACGGAUGUUGAUAGUUAUUUCUUGCAUUUUGAAAAGGUGACAGUGAGUCAGAAGUGGCCCAAAAGCAGUGAGUGGCGUUGUUACAAAGUGUGUUAAAAGGGAAGGCACAACGGGCAUAUGCGGCGUUGUCCAUGGAGGAGGAAGAGUCAGAGAAUUAUGAGAAAGUAAAGGAGGCCAUUCUUUGGACCUAUAAAUUGGUACCUGAGGCCUAUAGACAAAAGUUCAGAAAUUCAAAGAAAGGGUGGAAUCAGACAUAUACAGAGUUUGCCUAUGAGAAGGGUGUGCUCUUGGAUCGUUGGUGUGCAGCAGAAUUGGUAGAAGAAGAUUUUUGGUGUCUCAGGGAGUUAAUUCUGAUUGAGGAAUUUAAAGGUUGUGUUUUGGAUGAUAUCCGGAUGUAUUUGAAUGAGAAGCCGAAUAAGUCCAUCUCCAAAUUUGCUAGGUUCGCAGAUGAAUAUGCCCUAACCCACAAGACAAAGUUUUCCUUGAAUAAAAGUUACCAGAGAGACCGUGGGAACGGUAGAGAAAGCCCGCCGUCUGAGGCAGAGAUUCAGCCGGGAGCUAGAGGUAAAAUUAAGGAGGAGGAAAGGCAAGACGGCAGGAGAGGUCCUGGCUUGACCUGUUUUAAUUGUGGAAAGGUGGGUCAUAUUGCAUCUAAGUGCCUUGCUCCGAGGAAGGAGACAGGAAAAUGGAAAGCAGCAGUCCCUAAAGGAUGUGUUGUGGUGAUCAGUAAAUCGAUGAGAGAGCCCCAGGUAGACAGAGUACUAGAAGGGUCUGAGAAAUGUAUUUCAGAAGGAACCGUGUCUGUGAGAGAGGGAGACUCACCAGUUCCAGUACGGAUCUGGAGAGACACGGGAGCUGAGCUGUCAUUGAUUAGCAGUAAGGUACUGGAUUUUGGUCGCAAGACUGGAGGGGUGGCUUUGAGAGGCAUAGGAAAAGGGACAGAAGCGGUGCCCUUGCAUAGGAUCAUUAUAAAUUGUGAGCUGGUAUCUGGACCAGUUGAAAUAGAGGUGCAAUCAGAAUUUCCGAGAACUGAUGUAGACAUCCUUCUGAGUAACGAUUUAGCUGGUGGUGAAGUCUGGUCGGCCAUGGAGCUGCCGAGCCAGCCUGUAAGUGUUGAGGACCCGCCCCUAGAUUCCAAGACCUAUCCUGCAUGCACGAUCACUCGCAGCAUGUCGAGAAAGGCAGCUGAGAACGAGACCAGUUUAAAUCCGGCUAGUAUCGAUUUGGCCGAGAUGUUUUUACCGACUCUGUACCAAGCGGAGUUAGAGGGUGGUAAAACGGAGAAUAGGAAAGUGAAAGAGAGUAAGAGAGAGGAUGUAGACCUGCCCUUAGCCAGGAGGAAAUUUAUAGAGGCACGGAGUAAAGAUGAGAAACAGAUAAGGCUGUUAAAAGGUCCAGGGUUGGACAUGGAUGAUCUGUCUGGUUUGGCAGAACUGUUUGAAGAAGUUGAAAAUUCUAAAAGUGUUCCCGAUAAUGAAAUGAGGGCAGUCCUAGAUGAAAAGGAUGCCACUACUUUGAAGAAGUCUGCUGGGUUGGCAGAUGAGGUUGUUUCAGCCCGCGAGGUUGAGUUUACUCCGGAAGGGAGUUGCCCAGAGAGUAACUGGGAGGAUCAGGGGAAUUUAGAAUUUGAACCGGGUACGGGUAUUGAAAGCUUGGAAGAGGCAGAUGUCCCAUUUGAGUGUGUCCAAGAUGUGGAUGCACGUGGUACUGAACCUAAUAAUGGAGCUCAGAAAAAGUCUGAGGUAUUUGAUUCAGUCGAAAAGGAAUGCAGUCCUUGUGGGUCAGAUGGACUUGGUUCAGUGAAGAAAGGGUUAACCUUGGUAAUAGUGGGAAGUGAGAAUUCCCAGUUGUUUGUGCUCGAAGGUGUGUUAAACGUUAGUGAGGAGAUGAAAGGUGGUGAGGUGAAUAUUAUUAUUGAAGGAAAAGGGAAAAGUGUAGUUCCUAAAUUGAAUGAAGAAAAUUUAAAGUCUGUAUUGGUGUCAGAAGCAGUAACCAGGCUACAGAGACAAUGGCUUGGUAACACGAUGCCUGCGACUCAAUUACAGGUUGAUUUGGAAUGUAAAGGUGCCCCACACGCUAUUGUUAUUCAAGAGUGUGCUUUGAAGAGGCAAAAUUUGAAAUGGUGUUUGGACAAAGAGGGGUCACUUGCAGAGUUUAAACUGAAAACUCAUGCUAACAACUUACUUAAAAUUAAAGAAUUGUGUGGAAAUUCGGAAAAUGGUCUAAGUUUGGAACACAUUGUUGAUAAAAUAACUCCUAUGAAAGGAGCAUGCAAAGGCCUAUUCCACACUAGUAUACAAGUUAACCACGUGGGAGUUAACUGGAAAAGGGGCGAGGGUUGACAGGAUGCCAUUUUAAAUAACAGGAUCCGGUUUUAAGGGAUUUCGACAAAGCAUGUGAAUAAUAAAGACAACCCCCAUGGAAGAUUGACUGUUAAGUUUGAAAGUAACUUGGUAUUUGCAUGAACUUUUGUAGUAUACACGUAAGCUAAGAUCACAACUCUUUAGUUUUUGUUUGCUGAAGAAAAGAAAUAAAAAUAAGUGGUUAGCAAAUUGGAGUCUGAUGCUUCAAGAAUUUAUUAAGGUACAAGAUGUUAACGUAUUAAAGGAAGUGAGAAUGUAAUCGUUAACUGUUUAGAUGCUGAAUUGAAUGUAUAACUGUAUUACUCUGUAGUGAAAAAAAAACUCUUUUGUAUUGUGUUAGAUUCUAAAAUCCUGUAAGACUCUGUAUUAAUUCAUUUUUACCAAUGGUAAAAAUCUUUGAAGGAAGGGGGUGUUACAAAUGUGCCACAACUCUGAGGGGGCGAAGGGUACAAAAAGGGUUUCCUUUUUGAGAAUCGCAAGAUCGCUAUUAAUUCGGGUCUGGGACCCAGGAAAUGAGAGAGAAUCCACAAGGUUUGGAAUGUGUCCUGGCCUCAGCGAAAAAAAACCCCCUGAUAACAGCUAUUGUCUCUUGGAGACGGAAUUGUGUAUUUAGUAGUGUACUAUUCAUUGAAGCCCUCAGGAGAUGACCAGAGUGGGCUGGUUGAGGGAUUGCAUCAUCCCAACCUGAUUGACAUCUAUGACCCCGUGAGUAAGGAUAAAAGAGGGUCUGGGGAACAACCCCUUUAGACGCACCAGGAGAAACGCUAGAAAUCCAGUGACAGCGUUUUAUAGCAAAAGCCAGUGGGGCCCGUGUGCGUCCUCCCUUGCCUGGGUUGGCGGGCUCACCAUGGAAGAACGGCUUAGCUAAAGGAGAGGCCACAAGUGAACGGCCACACCAACGAGAUUCUGACGAAUCAAAAUCAUAAAAAAGAAAGCCGGCAAGUUUCUCCAAAUCUCUCUCUCUCUCCAACCAAAGGCUGCAGCCUGCAUGAACUGAGUGACUUUUAUAUUUCCAUCGGACAAUACAUUAUCCCCUAGACAAUGAUAGAGCUAUUUCUUAUUGAUUAUUAUUAUACCCGCACUUUUAGAUUUAGUAUUGACGACGUAUAUUAUCUGUAUGUUUGCUUUGAUAUUAUUUUUG
Hypanus sabinus (Atlantic stingray) is the source of this 14619-nucleotide messenger RNA. RefSeq lists its product as uncharacterized. NCBI's taxonomy places the organism in Eukaryota, Metazoa, Chordata, Chondrichthyes, Myliobatiformes, Dasyatidae. The transcript is spliced from 2 exons. The record is from RefSeq and is a predicted model, not a curated record. Gene Ontology annotation, molecular function: nucleic acid binding; zinc ion binding. The coding region runs from base 11247 to 13457 and encodes 736 amino acids.